Balearica regulorum gibbericeps (East African grey crowned-crane) is the source of this 1563-nucleotide messenger RNA. The record is from RefSeq and is a predicted model, not a curated record. NCBI's taxonomy places the organism in Eukaryota, Metazoa, Chordata, Aves, Gruiformes, Gruidae.
GAACCGGUGACCUUCGAGGACAUUGCUGUCUAUCUGAGCCGCGCAGAGUGGGACACCAUUGCAGAAGGGCAGAGGGAGCUGUACCACAGCGUCAUGCUGGACAACUACAAGCUCUUAACAUCCCUGGGUUAUCCAGGCCCCAAGCCUGACAUUUUAUACCGGAUGGAGCGUGGGGAAGAGCCAUGGGUCUGCACACCGCAGAGCCCAGUGAGGUGGGAUGGACCCGACAGCCCCUCUCUAGGACGCGACAGGUACGGGAACUGGCUGGAGGAGCGUCCCUUGGGCUGGUGGCCUGGUGCUGGCGGGCGCAGUGUGCUGGAGGAGAGGACACAGAACCCCUGCCAAGGAGGACGGUGCAUGCAGUGGCGUCUCCGGUCUAGAAGACUGUUGAACAAGUUCAGGUGUCUCGGGGAUAGGAGCGAGUUGCAGCCAGAGGAGGCUGGCAGAGGAUCAGGGACGGUGGAAAGCCAAGAUCAGGCACGGACGGUCUUCUGGCCUGGGAAGGAACGAGAAGCAGAGGAUAAACAAGGGGUCACAGCAAACGUAACCCAACACAAAGGGUUCCCACUUCAUCCAGUGAUGGAACAGCAGAACAGAAAGGCAGAUCCUCGGGAGCAUCUGCGUGGUGACCAUGGGGAGAGGUUUCAAAGGAGCGCCCCAAGUAGUCAGUGCACCUUGGGAGAAUUGACAUUUUCCCAGAGAAAUGGGGAACUGUCUAUCGAGGAGCUGAAUGAGACUAUUUUGAAAGACCACUGUUACUGUGUGAUAAAUGAGACGUGGCUCUUGCGUUGCGCCCCACGUCCAUGUCCUCUGAGAGAACACGACUAUUGCAGGAACCGUAAAGUUGGUGUCUCGGCACUUAAGGACCACGAAUACUGUCACGUGCAAAGGAUUCGUUAUCAGGGCAGAGUUAAUAAAAUUGUUCGUCUUACUGGUAAGGCUCGGGCUGCGCUUCACAGGCUGGCAAAGCGAAAAUCCCAGAUAGGGCGAAUCAUCAGGAAAGCCAAGCGAAUUGUGUGGCGUUACAACCCUUGCGCCCACAAGAGGUUAGAGUUUCCCCAGGGAAAGACCGGCUGUCUUUCUGAACGUGUUGCCUCAGCGACUGUCCCUCCUGCUAAGGCAGAAGACAACCCCAUGAAGGGAAUGCGUGGAGCGUUUUGUCGUCCUGCAAAGCAGGAGACUCUGCAUCCCCAGCCUCAGAGGGAGGGCAGCUCCCAAGGGAGAACGUCAAAAGCACUUUGUGCCCCUGUGGUGUCUUUUGAACCUGUGGCUGCACCCUCACCCUCCAGUGCAGCUGUGAAGGUGAAGAGGGAAGCGACACACCCCAAGGCAUACAUACACCACGAAGUGCAUAGGGCGCAGCUGAUUCGGAGCCCUGACGCUAAGCAAAAUGUCAAAGGACAUGAACUCAUUAAUUCAAAAUAUGUAUCACUGUGUGAUGAAUAUAAAAUGGUGAUGCGGACUGUCGACCACAUGUUGGACUCUGUAUGCCAGAACUUCGAGCUUGGUGGCUAUUCUCAGUGUAAGGAUGUCUGGCCCAUCAUCAUUCAGAUCGACAGCUGA